Oncorhynchus tshawytscha (Chinook salmon) is the source of this 2223-nucleotide messenger RNA. RefSeq lists its product as uncharacterized. Bases 529 to 2223 code for a protein of 564 amino acids. Gene Ontology annotation, molecular function: DNA binding. NCBI's taxonomy places the organism in Eukaryota, Metazoa, Chordata, Actinopteri, Salmoniformes, Salmonidae. The transcript is spliced from 3 exons. The record is from RefSeq and is a predicted model, not a curated record.
UUUGAUGAGGUAGGCAGGCAUCGCGACACCAUUUCCGGCCUACCGGAUGUUGAGUGAGGAGAAAAAAACAAUUGAAUCACGAAUACAAUAAGCUAACGUUUUAAAUUAUGGCACACACCACUGUAUCUGAACGUUGGCGAAAACAUACAUGUUAUGUGCAAUGCAUUUUAUAUUUAUAAAUAUUGAUAUUUUGUCGGGUUUGGACUACAAAACGGUAUGUUGACAUUUGCUAGCUAGCUUUCAUCAUGUCGACAGCUAUCUAACUGGUGAAUCGAGAACAAGUUUGCACUAACAUUUUUGGGUACCUGGGGACAGUGGUGGGGUUACCUGACUAGUUUGUGGUUGAAGAGGAGACACGUGAUUUGAACAAAAGCUGGAUGAUCGUUCUUGCCUGGGCUGUUAUUGGAGGAUCUACGUUGAACAUUUAUCUUUUCCUCAUCAGUCCCGCCAGAGAGCCUGCCUAAAAAUAAAGACACCAUCUGAAGAGAAGAUCAGCAAGGAGGUUGACAACUGCCAUAACAUGCCCCAAUGAAGGAGCCCUUACAAAGACUCCAACUACAGAGAGAAAGUAAAAGCCAACAGAACAAAGUGGUAGCUGAACCCUCUGACACACGGUCACUACCAGGUACACCUGUUUCGGUUGUCCAUCCUAAUUCCAGAAAGGUAAACUCUGGUGACAUUAAUCACAGAAGAAAGCUCACAAAGACCCAGGCAAAUAUGGAGAAAAUGCAUGUUAAUUCACCUGCUACUGGUCAUGCUAGAACUCAAUGUGAAAGUGCCAAUCCUGAAGUGCAUUUAUCACUUACUGGGAGUGAGCAAACAUUGAACUGUAUCACAAAAGAGCUGGUGGGUGUAACAAGGCCAGCAGCAGUAGAUGUUGUUAGGAAACGUGGUCGCCCUCACAAGAAGGCAAAGAUGCUGCAUACUGUGCUACAAACAGUGGAGAGUUCUUCUCAUCUGAGCACUGCAGAAUCAAAGGAUUGGAGUGAAACAAUGUCUGACAGAGCGAAUGCUAUUUCCUUUACUACAAACUGUGUAGAAAACAGGGAUGACACAUCUCUCAGAGCUAUUGAAACAAAAGCAAUACCUCUAAACUGUGAACCAAGCAAUACAGCGGUGUCUGUUCUUGACUUGUCCCCCCAAGACCAUCAACCAGCUGAAUCCAGCCCUGUGGCUAUCUCACCCUUGGAACCAAAAAGGAAAAGGGGACGACCAAAGGGGUCGACCAAGAAACGACCAGGAAGAACCAUGAACACUAUUUCAGUGCAACAAUCCCAUGUAACAGAAGAAAACAUUGUAAUUAAAAAGGAACCUGAUGAGAUGCUAUCUGGAAAGGAAAGGAGAGGAAACAUUGGUCAUCAGCCUGAGGAAACUCCUGUUGAGCCUAAACACAGAGUAGGACGACCACCAAAGAAAACAACACUCGUGAGGCAGUUUGCGUUAGCACAGAGAAAAUCACAGAGAAAAUCAUGUUCUAUUACAGCAUCUGUGAAUUCUCAGGAUAUUACACCACAACAUCAGAAGAUUGAGACUGAGCGUUCAGAUUAUAUAGCAAGGCAUGUGUCUGUGUCGCUUAGUCGCGUUGAUUCUCAGAGAGGUGGUAGGUCAAGUGGGACUGCUGACAUGAUCUCUAAUGUGAAGUGUGAGGAUAUUGAAAUAGAGCUGGGGGAUUUUAAUUCCCUGACACAGUCAAAUUGUCUCAUGUCUUUUCAAUGCCAAACUGACACCAGUGUGAAGGUUGAGCCCUGUAAUACUAGUUGUGAAGGCACUGAAUUCAAAAAGCCACUCAAAGUUGACAAACGCAGAGGAACUGCUGGCACUGCUCCCAGAAAGCGAUCCCGGUUCGUUUUUGGAAAAACUAAAUACAAAAAAGGAAAGAGGAAAAGGUGCAUUGAUGCUAGAGGUAGACUCCAAAGUGUGACCUCACAGAGAGAUCCAGACACCAUGUCAAAGCAGGUCGAUGAAGGCAAUGGUGAUGUUGGAAAGGAGAUGGACUGUGGCGAGUCAGCUUGGGAGUAUGAGGGCAACACAAAUGACAGCUUUUCAAAUGGAAGUAAGUCAACAGAUGAAGGAUUUAAAGAUUUGCUUGAGAGUCACCAAAAUCCUAUCGUCACUGAUGUAAACAUAUUAGAAACUAUGUCGCAUGAGUCCUUUUCAAAUCAGAUGUCGUACAAGGUGAAGAAUUUACAAGUAAGAAAAUCAAGAAAGAGAGAGAUUGUGUAG